Tachysurus vachellii is the source of this 3840-nucleotide messenger RNA. RefSeq names its product v-rel avian reticuloendotheliosis viral oncogene homolog A (gene rela). The transcript is spliced from 11 exons. NCBI's taxonomy places the organism in Eukaryota, Metazoa, Chordata, Actinopteri, Siluriformes, Bagridae. The coding region runs from base 150 to 1943 and encodes 597 amino acids. The record is from RefSeq and is a predicted model, not a curated record. Gene Ontology annotation, cellular component: cytoplasm. Gene Ontology annotation, biological process: non-canonical NF-kappaB signal transduction; regulation of transcription by RNA polymerase II; cellular response to stress. Gene Ontology annotation, molecular function: RNA polymerase II cis-regulatory region sequence-specific DNA binding; DNA-binding transcription factor activity, RNA polymerase II-specific.
ACGAGAGGGCGGCCCUGGAACUUACUUUCGUCUCGGAGAAGCGAGGAAGAUCAAACCUGCCAAAAAUACUUUACAAAAGUGGUGCAAACCUACUGAACACUGCGCGUCUGUGGAUUUUACACGUUUUCUGAGCGUGAGUCGGAGGCGAAAUGGCUGAAAUGUUCAGCUGGGUACAGUCCAAUGUGCCACAAGGCACACCGUAUAUUGAGAUCAUCGAGCAGCCCAAGGCAAGAGGGAUGCGCUUUCGUUACAAAUGUGAGGGAAGGUCGGCCGGCAGCAUUCCCGGAGAAAAGAGCAACGAUUCCACCAAAACACACCCAGCCAUCAAGGUGCAUAACUACAGCGGGCCAAUCAGAGUGAGGAUCUCCUUGGUUACCAAGAACCAGCCAUACAAGCCACACCCACAUGAGCUGGUGGGAAAAGACUGCAAACACGGCUACUACGAAGCGGACCUGCCCGAGAGACGGGUUCACAGUUUCCAGAAUCUCGGUAUUCAGUGUGUGAAGAAGAAGGAUGUGCCUGAAGCCAUUUCCUGUCGCCUGCAUACACAGAACAACCCUUUUAACAUUCCCGAAGCCAAAGUGUGGGAGGAAGAGUUCGACCUGAACGCCGUCCGCCUCUGUUUCCAGGCAACCAUCACUCUGGCAACCGGCGAGCUGUAUCCUCUGGCGCCCGUCAUCUCUCAGCCCAUCUACGACAACAGAGCUCCGAACACAGCCGAGCUAAAGAUCUGUCGCGUGAACAGGAACUCGGGCAGCUGCCGGGGCGGAGACGAAAUCUUCCUACUGUGUGACAAAGUGCAAAAAGAGGACAUCGAGGUGCGCUUCUUCCGAGACUCGUGGGAAAGUAAAGGCUCGUUCUCUCAGGCCGACGUCCACAGGCAGGUCGCCAUCGUGUUCCGUACACCGCCCUACUGCGAUACAAACCUGAGUGAGCCUGUGAGAGUGAAGAUGCAGCUCCGCAGGCCAUCAGACCGUGAGGUCAGCGAGCCCAUGGACUUCCAGUACCUCCCUGCCGACCCAGAUGAAUACAGACUAAUGGAGAAGAGGAAGCGGACUGAGGGAAUGCUCCAUAACCUCAAACUGGGCAACGUAGUGCCAGAUACCAUGAAUCAGAGGACUAUCAGUACUGCCAGAAGAACACUUACAGCUUCAAAGCCCUCAGCUGCUGUCAGCGCUCCACCAGUGGUGAAUCCUGUGACAUGCAUGAACGUUAUGAAGCCUACGCCUAUGUUCAACACUCCUCCACCAGGCCAUCUGUUCACUCAGCCCAAAACUGAGCUGAUGCCAUCGAACGGAGACGGAUUGAAGUUUUUCAGCAGUAUCCCCGUGCAGCCUUCUGCUGCUCCAGAUAUAUCCACAGAACUCCGCACCGUCAAUCUCUCCGACCUGCACGACUUCCCCUAUAGUAAUUUCCCUUCCUCCGCUCCGGAUCAGUCCGACACAAUCAGGAGAGGGGAAGGAACUGGGGCUAACGGGGCCAGUACUACGGCGUCCCAAGAGGUCCAAAACACGUUCAGGUCUUUUGACAACGAUAUUCUGAAUUUUCCUAGCUUUUCUGAAGCUCAGACGUCAGAUGUGGAGAACAUAAACACUGCAGAGUUUCAGGCGCUGUUUAGCCAAAGUGGACUUCACGGAGAGGGCCCUUCGAAUGCUUCUGCGUGUCACGCUAACAUGGCGGGAAACACAACCGCCGAUAGCGCGUCGUGUUCUGGCGGUGCAGAGCAGGCUUCGAGAAACUUAGACAACGAACCCUGGAUGAGUUUCCCAACAAGCAUCAUCAACUAUUUGCAGAACGAGCCGAUGGUACAAUCCGCUACACCCGUGACACCCAUUCAGCAAAUCCUUGACGAUACAGACAUAAUGAACUCCCUGGACGAAGAUCGGCUCAUGUCCAUCCUUCACAACGGCAACCAAAACUUCCUGUCCGGGCAUCCCACUUAGAUCUCACAUAGAGUUGGACUUGCACCAUCCUCAUAUCGAGACUGGAAGGGCAGCAACUCAAGAAGAAACAAAGAAAGAAUGGGACGGAGGACAAAAUGGAGGCCAGAUUUUCACAGUGCUCACUGAGGGCCUUAGGAUCUCAGCAUACAAAUUCAUGAUCUAAUACGUCAUGUUUCUUCUUUCAAUCUAAGAUGGUUUUCACAAAUAACUAACAGCAUUUUAUUUUAUUUACCUUGCCAUUUUCAAAGAACACUUCCUUCCUGUCCCACAGUCACUGAUACCUCUCGCUUACAAAAGCUUGGGUUUUGUAAAGAGCCUCGGCUCAGAGAAAGAGAGAGAGAGAAAGAGAGAGAGAGAAAGAGAGAGAGAGAAAGAGAGAGAGAGAAAGACAGAGCAUCAAGAAUCAGCCACACCCACUUUCGAAACAGACCAUGAUUACGACUGUACUAUUAAAGGUCCACAAAAUUCAAGUAUUUCAGUUAUACGAUACAAAAUAUGGAAGAAAUUCCCACGCCAUCACGACGGAGAAAAUCCCUCAAAGUGACUCUAACGUUAUUUCCUUUACAUAUAUUAUGCAAAGCCACGUGACCGAUCGCGUGAUUAGUCUUUAAGAGACAAUAAUAUGGUGAAUGUAUAUCAUUUGGCUGGGAUUUUGGGGUUCGGUUCUCAUUUUAAUGCACAAUUCAGAUUUGUUCACCUACUUAGUGGACGUUUAUCUUUUUAAUUAUUAUUAAUUUUUAUUAAAAAAAACAACAAUUGGUUAUGAUAUUAAUUUGUAAUUAAUUUUUGUUUACAUGGAAGACAAAUCUGUUAACUGUAAUAAAAUAUUGCCAUGUUUAUAAGAGAGAGCAUUUCAGCAAUACAAAUUAUGGCGGUUAUAAUGCUUGUACAGCACAAGGCAAAAUUAUUGGCACCCCAGGCGUCCAUCCUAGUCAUCUAAUGUAACCUUUAUACAAGAGAUCGUGAUUUGUGAUCCGAAACGUCAUUUAUUCUGCUUUCUCCUGCAUUUAGACUAAACGGUGUACAUUUGGAAAGACUAAGAAAUGAACUAGUUUAGUUUGAAAAGUUAUGUUUUUUUUUAACAGUCUCGAUUAAGCAGCUUUUUUUAACGUAGGGACAAAAUCAGCACACCCUUUAAUGAGCAUUUUAAACAAAAGCCCUAAUGAUGUGUGAGUGGAUUGACCUCGUACGAGAUUAAAGAAUGGAGUAAUUUAGGUAUUGUGAUAGAAGACUAGGCUGGGUGCCAAUAUUUUUGGCCCAAACAGUAAGUGCAUAGUGGAACGAGUGUAAAUAUGGUGUGAACGAAGAGGGCAUAAGAGAGAGCGAUAUAGCAAAAGUAUUUUACAAAAUGUAUCACAGAAUGGGUUUCGUGCAAAUGUUUUGACACCCUGUACUUAACGGCGCGGGGGUGCGAACGAAGCAGAAGUUUCGGUAACCCCACUGAGGUUGUAUUUAGCACAGUGCAUUGUAAUGUCAAGCAAAAACAUACAUUUUUUUUUUUUUUAUGUACGAGACGUUUUAAUCUGGAACAAAGGUUUUGUACAUACAAAACGGCGCAGAUUUCCUAAAGUGAACGACGAGUACGUAGAUAAAAGCGAAAACGCCACAGAAAUGCAGAAACUGGUAUAAAUAUUGGCUAAAUCUCAUCACAACACUUUUCUACCACUGAAUAAAUAUUCUCUUUCUUUGUUGUAUUGGUCUCAAGUUGAGGAGAACGUGAGGGGAUUGUUUUCAUUCAGACCGUCAUGUUUUAUCUCUUAUACUCUAAUAUUUUUUUUUUUAUACAAACUAGCUGAUCUGUAGGCAUGAUAUUACGUGUAAAAAAAUUAUGUUUGUAGAUUUGAUACUCUUGUCUUGAUCAAACAGAAAUAAAUAUAUUUCCAUUCAAUAUAAUAAA